Plodia interpunctella (Indianmeal moth) is the source of this 2360-nucleotide messenger RNA. It is a transcript of the gene Poldip3, whose product is annotated as polymerase delta-interacting protein 3-like. The transcript has 8 exons. NCBI's taxonomy places the organism in Eukaryota, Metazoa, Arthropoda, Insecta, Lepidoptera, Pyralidae. The record is from RefSeq and is a predicted model, not a curated record. Gene Ontology annotation, biological process: poly(A)+ mRNA export from nucleus. Gene Ontology annotation, molecular function: mRNA binding. Gene Ontology annotation, cellular component: nucleus; nuclear speck. Bases 248 to 1396 code for a protein of 382 amino acids.
ACCAGUCAGUUCAGUUCAGUCAGUUCAAUGGUUCAGUAGUUCAGAUUUAGACAGUUUUGUUUUGCUUGAUUGUCGUAUUUUUGUGCAUUCAUUUACGAAUUAAAUGCAUGCAUCGGUCGGUACGGUAGGUAGGUACCCAUCCGAUUUGCCGAGAGUUUCAGUAUUUUUGUUCAAUCUAAUUUUAUUCUAUACAUUCAUUUGAUCUAGUCUUGAAAUCAAAGUAAUUACGGAUUACAUUUGUUCAAAAAUGUCAUCUUACGUUGACAUGAGCUUGGAAGAUAUUAUCCAGAAGAAGAAAAAGGAGAAGCCCAGAAUUAAAAAACCUAUAAAUAAGGGUUUAUUAAAUUCAAAUCCUACAAACAGAAAAAUGCAGAAUCAAAAGUUUCCAAUUACUGAUGCUCGGUAUAAAAUAAUAUCUAAAAAAAGGACUCAAAUUGUGGAUGCCAGAGAAAAGCUUGAAGACUUGGCCAAACAGAGGGAUGCCCGAUUCAAAUUGGAAGAAUUGAGAAAAAUGAGGGGAAUUACUCAAAUUCCAAGUCGCAACAUUAAAAAGCAAGGGAAAUUUAACAAUGAGGGAAAAAUAAAUCGGCCUGUUAUAAGCCAAGAUCGAAGAGUAGGCAGAGAUCGUGUAUUUGUGGACCCGUCAAGACAAGUUGUAUCACAGCCACUAAACACUUCCAAAUUUGGCAUGAGAAGGCAACUGAACACAAAAAGAUUUUUGGAAAACAGAGCCAUUGGUUCAAAGCAUCCUGAUAGAAUGCCUAGACCCAAACCAAUACUUAGGACUGUGGAAAAUGAUAUAGAGAUCAUUGAUGAUCCAAUGGGUGAAGAUUUUGAGCCAAUUCACAUCUCUUCUGAUAGGAAAGCUAGCCUGCAACUUAAAAUAAUAGCCCAUAACAGUGAUGGCAGAGCAAGUCGGAGCUCCGUUAUUCAGAGGUCUGCAAUAAUAACAGAAAAAGAGAAAAGUCCGCCACGACCUCCUUCUAUCCUUAAAAAACGUCCGAUGGCAGCAUUGAGGAGCGAAAAGAGAGCAGAAAAGUCGGAAACACCUCCUUUGGAAUAUAGAAUUAUUGUCAGCAACUUAGGAAGCACAGUUACUGGUGGAGACAUUGAGGAACUUUUUGGAGAUGUUGGAGGUAUGAUAGAGUCUCGUUUAGUUCGCCCUGGUACUGCUGAGGUUAUUUACAAGACCCAAGAGGACGCCCAGAAAGCUGUCGACCUAUAUCACAAUCGACAACUAGAUGGCCAGCCAAUGAAUUGUCUCCUUGUAACUCCACGUGCACCCACUGUGAUACCCAGGAGUAGCAGUGGCAGUAAACCGGCGUUAUACAGCACCAACUCUAAUGUGGAACCUGACAUUUCGACUUUUCAUAAAGUACUAUUUAGUAACUUGUAACAUGACAUCAAUGACUUGUGAAAUAUUUCAUACAAGAACUUUUCUUGGAAUGUAUAGUAAUUAAUAUAAGUCCAUGAAUAAAUAAUGAAACAUAAAUGCAAAUGGAUGUGUUGAUGGUGCAUGUUUGUGAACAUGUACAGUAAGCCUAUUAUAUCACUUACUUUGAUUUUAAGUUUCUUUUUCUACAAUUUCAGUUGCACUGGCCCGCACGUAUAAAUAAACAUAUUUCGUAUAUGCAAACAAGUUAUUGGGCUACUUUGGUAUUUCUAUUAUAGUGCCACGUGCAUGUGUACUACCUAUUGUAAUGGAGAACUUAAGAAUACCACGAACAUUGAACAAUAACGGCUAUGUAACAGGGGACGUAGCUAGUACGAUUUUUUGUAAGUGACGCAGAUUUCUAUAGUAUCGAAGCAACGCGCUGUUUUGAUCACAUAGAAAUGUGCGUUACUUUGUCAUUUACGAUCAAAACCAUGCAAUAAGGCUUAACCAUUACUUUCCUUUUCACUACAUCACAUCACCAUUAAUAUUAAUCGGUUUGAAAUCCUUAGUCCAUCCUGCACCAUCAUAUUUCUAUUUCUUUUUCUCUUCGCCGGAGUCUGAAAGAAAUGUGAUGGUGGCGCUAUACAAGUGAUGAGUAGCUUCGCGAAGCCAUAUGCAUACGACGAAUGUCGCGUGCCUUUUAUCAUAUCAAGCGAUAAAGAGUAAGUAAUAAUUUGUACUAGCAUGAAGUCUUGUCAAAACUUCGCACUUCACGAAUAACACGCAUAAUUUGGACUCAACUCGAUUGCCGGAAAUUCUUAAGUUCUGUCCAUAGGUUCUAUUGGACACCAUUUUGUAGAAUUACAGAAGGUAUAAUAAAUAAGUUUAAAAUGUAGGACGCCCAUGUAGUCAUCGUCUCCCGCGCCGAGUUUAACAUAAAUACAUUGUAAUACCUAUGUAUGUUUUUAAUACAGACUUGAACAAA